AUGAGGCAAAAAUACAGUUUGAGGGUUUCAAGAAUCAAAGACAAAUUGUGGAGAUUGCCUUUUCGAGGACAUGAUGAGUCUUCGACAUCAUCCAAUAGAGGAAAUUUUUUAGAAUUGCACAAAUGGUAUAACUCAGAGUGUCCAGAAGUUACGGCAGUUGUUGGAAUGAAUGCACCUGGAAAUAAUCAAAUGAUUAUCCCAAAAAUUCAAAAGCAAUUGGUGAAUGCUUGUGCAGUUGAGACCACAAAUGCUAUUCUAGUUGAUCUUGGAGAUAGGUGGUUCACUUUACUAUUUGAUGAGGCUCGUGACUGCUCAGUGAAAGAGCAAAUGACAGUUGUUAUUAGAUAUGUGAACAAACAUGGAGAGGUGAUUGAACGAUUUAUGACUAUAGUUUAUGUUGCAACAACUACAACUGCUUGUUUAAAGGAAGCAAUCGACUCUUUAUUUGCUAAGUAUGGUUUGUUAGUGGCGAGAUUGAGGGGUCAAGGAUAUGAUGGUGCUUCAAAUAUGUCUGGAGAAUUUAAUGGCUUAAAGUCACUGAUAAUGAAAGAAAAUCUGUAUGCAUUGUAUGUUCAUUGUUUUGCUCAUCAACUCCAGCUAGUGGUUGUAGCUGUUGCUCAAGCAAAUCAAUAUGUUUGUGAUUUCAUGUGGAUUAUUGGUUCGAUUGUGAACACAUCUGCAUCAUCUUGCAAAAGGGCCGACAAACUUCGACAACUUGAACAUGACAUAAAAGUUAAACUUCUUGAAAGAGGAGAGAUUAGUUCUGAGGUUUUUCAAAAUUUGAUUGAUGAUGGUGAUCGUUCUUCUAAGGGUUUAAGUAGAACUUUGGUUGAAAAAAUGGAGAGGAUUGGAGAUGAAUGGAUGAAUGAUAGUUUGAUAGUCUAUAUCGAGAAAGAUGUUUUUAAUAUUGUCGAUAAUGAGCCAAUUUUACAGCGUUUUCAGAACAUGGAGUCUCGAAGAAUGCAAUUGUCACGCUUUGCAAAUCCGAUGGUUUCGAAGGUGAUCCUUUGUGGAUAA
Zingiber officinale is the source of this 1017-nucleotide messenger RNA. RefSeq names its product zinc finger MYM-type protein 1-like. The transcript is spliced from 5 exons. The record is from RefSeq and is a predicted model, not a curated record. The coding region runs from base 1 to 1017 and encodes 338 amino acids. Lineage: Eukaryota; Viridiplantae; Streptophyta; Magnoliopsida; Zingiberales; Zingiberaceae.